AUGAAGCAUAAGACGAAUAUAUUUUAUUUCGUCUUAUGCUUUUUUUGCGUAGUAGCAAAAGCUGGUACAACCUUAGACACACCAUCAUUACCUCCAACAACGUUAACGCACCCGAUAGACCCCUCAAAUGUUCAAAUCAGUCCAACGUUAGCGGUUAUACUUGCUUGUCUCGUAUUAAUCCUAUUCGCAGGUGUCUUCAUAUAUAUGCGUCGUAUGAGCCCCGAUUCCUUCGAUCAUUCUUUGGGAUUUCAUUUCCUACGAAAUCGUUCUCCUGUUAACCGAGGACUCGACCCCGAGAUCAUUAAAACAUUCCCAGUAUUCGUCUAUUCAGAUGUCAAAUCAUUAAAUUUGGGUAAAUCCAUCUUAGAAUGCGCGGUUUGUUUAAACGAAUUCGAAGACGAAGAAACUCUCCGUCUCCUACCAAAUUGUCAUCAUGUUUUUCAUCCUGAAUGUAUUGAUGCUUGGCUCGCCUUCCGAACCACUUGCCCCGUCUGCCGAACCAAUCUCAAAACCAAACCAAUUAAACCAACCGAUCCUCAACCUGAAAAUUCAGUUACUGACACAAUCAUUGAUAUUCACAUGACAAGUGUGAUGGGUCCACAAGAGGUAAAUAAUGCAUCGCCUCAGAAGUCAAUAGAUAGUCAUAAUAUUCCGAAUUGUAGUAAUGCAAAAAGGAAAACGCCUGAUUUUCUUAGCAUUACACGAAAAUCACCAACACCUACACGAACGAAUAUAUUACGUAUGUUUAAUCGAUCACAUUCAACGGGUCAUUCGUUGAUUCAACCGGGUCAAAAUUGCGAAAGGUUUACGCUAAAGUUACCGGAGGAUGCACGUAAAAGAUUGAUGGAGUUAAGCUUGAGUAGAGCUUAUAAUAAUGGUGAAGUUUUAUCUCUAGAGAGGAGUACUUCAUCUAAGGGAUACCGGUUCGAACCGGGAAAUGGGCGGUUCAAGUUUUUAUCGACUCCGAAUUUGUUAUCUAAUAAACCCGGUUCGCCAAAGGAAGAGAAAAGUGAAAAAGAACCGAAGAAUUUGUUGAGGUCCGUUAAGUCGCCGUUAAGUUUGUUAUGUGUGACGGAAAAAGAGGAGGAAACGGGAGAAAGAUCUUUUACUUAUUUAAGAUCUAAUCCUUCAAGUUAG
Molecule: messenger RNA, 1137 nt
Organism: Solanum verrucosum
Lineage: Eukaryota; Viridiplantae; Streptophyta; Magnoliopsida; Solanales; Solanaceae
Product: E3 ubiquitin-protein ligase ATL6-like
Exons: 1
Coding region: 1-1137 (378 amino acids)
Source: RefSeq, a predicted model, not a curated record